AAUAGCAUAACCUGUACUAUUUACAGUCAGGCCUCCGUGAAAUGUGAACUGAUUGGACGUCACUGCAAGUCCUAACACAAAAACUAGAUAAUACAGCUCACUUCUACCAGACAUCGUACUCUCCAGACAGGUGAUCGCACUCCCCACAAAAGUGACUUUACAUUGAGGCGACAUUUCUACACACAUUGUACAAGUUACAAGGUUUUACGUGAAAAUCACGGGACCUCUGGCGGGUGGAGGGAUGGCGAAGCCAAUGGCUAACCUUUGGUUCCUCUUCUUUCUUCACCUGACUAUAGUAUCAAGGUCCACAAGCCAGAUGUGCGACACAGUAAUAUCAUCACGCUAUAAUGGGACCAUCGAGUCGCCAGGAUUUCCAAAUGAAUACUACGGGGACCAGAACUGUUCGUACACCUUCUAUUCCUGGAGUCCUUAUAGCACCUGGCAAAUCAAUUUCACCUACUUUCACCUGCCGAACACAUCAUGUGACAGUGAUUACAUCCAGGUGUACAACAAUUCACAGUACCAAAGGUAUUGCUACAACUCGACACCUCCUCCUGACCUGAGAGACAUCUACACACUUCGGUUUGUCUCCAGCGUAAACGCGUCCGCAGGCUUUGGGUUCCAGGCUCGUGUGAGCGAAAUACUAAAAUGUGGAAGUACAGACAUACGUCUGCAAGAGAAUAGUCCAUUUCAAAUGAAGUAUUAUCACUCCGAGCCAGUGGAUGGAAGAUGUGAAUGGACAUUAACUGCAGACCAGGGACUGUCCAUCGUGAUGAUAGGUUACACCGACUCCAAUACCUACCAAUACAUAAAUCCAAAAUUUAAAAUGUACAGAGGAACAACAAAAGAUAACAGUUCUUUGAUCACAGUUAAAUACAGAUACGGCGAUAUUGCUAUCGACGAGGCAUCUAACAUCAUACUCAUCGAGUACAUCUCCAAGGGAACUUCUUAUUUUUAUGUGUCAGCGACUUUCAUGGCUUACAACCACACACAGAACUCCACGUGUGGUUCAGCGACAUAUAACACUUAUGAGGAAGGCUACAUCAAUCUCUACUCAAAUGAAUUUUCAAGCAACAAAGAAUACCACAGGAACGGAAUCUGCGCCUGGACUAUUGAAGCUCAAGAGGGCGAAGUCAUUCAGCUCGUCGUUACACGAUUUUACAUCCAACGUGAAACACCCGGAUGUAACGACUCUUCACGCAGUUAUCUAGGAAUUUAUGAUGGAUCACAAACGGAAGACAGUUUACUUGUCCGAGCCUGCAGUUUUGAUCCGCUGGUCACUGUAACAUCUAAGACCCGGCGCCUUGUGGUUGUGCUGACCAUCGACGAGGAAUUUGGCUUCACUCAGGCUUCUUUUACAGCUCAUUACAAGUCUGUUAAUAGCUCUGCCAUUCGCAGGGAUUGUGGCGGGGACAUUUCUGGUGACGAGGGUGUUGUGUCGUCUCCAAACUACCCGGCCAACUACGACAACCUGCGAGUGUGCGAGUGGAGGAUCACAGUGGAGGAUUCGUUCAACAUUAGGAUUGAUAUACAUGACCUUGACAUCAGGCCCUUGAAUUACGGGUUUGGCUGUGCUGGAGAUUCUUUAGGGUUCCCAGGUGCAUAUAGUGUUGGCUACACAGGAUCGUACUACCGAGAAUGUGGAACAUAUAAUGGCUACUACGGUAGACCUCCGAUAUAUUCUACAAACAACAGUUUGACGAUGAGGUUUGUCUCUGACUGGGAGAAUACUGGACGAGGGUUCAAUGUGUCGUGGAGAAAAGCAUGUAACAUGAUACUGCAGACUUCAAACGGUUGGAUUCAGUCGCCAAGGUUUCCUACCGGGUACCCGAACAAUUUGAACUGUUCGUAUGUCAUACAAGCACCUAAUAACCGGCCUGGCUACUUCACUACCUUCACUUUCAACAGCUUUGACCUACAAGAGCCUGAUUCCACAGGAUCCUGCAUAUACGAUUAUCUGGAAGUGAAACAAGUAGCACAAGAUCCAUUCUACAAAGCCGAAGACAUCAUACCUCCUGACGCCAGAGAGUUCUGUGGAAAAGGACCAACGCAAAGCUUGACCACCUACUUUCCAACCACCCUACAUUUUGUCACGGACGGCAGUAUAACAAAGGGUGGUUUCAAUAUCUCCUUUAUACAGACAAUGGCUGGGUGCGGCGCAAGCUUGUAUAUGGGAGAGAAAGGUUUUGUCACUAGUCCUAACUACCCAGGGACAUUUCCUCGACUUAUUAACUGUACGACUACCAUACGAGUAGAACCUGGACACAGCAUCACUUUAAGCUUUCAGUCAUUUGUCUUGGGAUACUAUCCGGAAAACGUAACUGGAAGUAAGUGUUGGUGGGGGUCUGGAGGUGUCUUGGAAGUCUACGAUAGAAUUUCAUCACGAUCAGUUUUGAUUGGAAAAUACUGUGGGAAAAUAUCGCCGCUGCCUAUCACGUCGACCAGCAAUGAGCUGACCCUCGUCUUCACAUCCAACAUUAGCCAUUAUGCUACUGGGUUCAACGCAACAUACGUAUCGACUUUAGCAUUGACUGAGUGCCCGGAUAAUACUUACGGCACGAACUGUACUAAUGAAUGCACGUGCAACAGACAGAACACUCAGUCGUGUAACAAGACUACUGGCGUCUGCACGUGCAAGGGAGGCUGGACUGGCAGCACGUGCGACACGGAUGUGGACGAAUGCACGGCAGGCUCUGUGACGUGUCCGGGAAACUCAGUCUGUAUCAAUCUACCUGGAACCUACCUGUGCUCUUGUUAUUCUGGUUUCUUCAAAUCAAACCAGACAUGCUUGGAAUGUGCUGAAGGCUUUUACGGGGCCAGCUGCACCAGUGCAUGCAGCUGCAGCGUCAACACCGUCUCCUGCAACAAGACUACGGGCUCCUGCACGUGCAAAGCUGGUUGGACCGGCACGCGCUGUGACACUGACGUCAAUGAGUGCGCCCUCGGCGUCAACAGCUGUACAGGCAGUCACGUGGUCUGUGUCAACGUGGACGGCGGCUACCGAUGCGACUGUUCAAGUGGAUACACCUACAACACGUCAGCUUCCACAUGUUCUGAUACCGACGAGUGCUCCAACAACUUGGACGACUGCCUUCAGGUGUGUACAAACACUGAUGGAAGUUAUACCUGCAGCUGUGCGUCUGAUUACUGGGGAACUGGCAAUGAUUGUACAGAGCUGACUAAAGUCCCUGCCACACUGGUGGUGGACAUUCCCAUACCAGCCAGCGAGCUCGCCAAUCCUUACAGCGUGAAGUAUGAAGGGUGGAAGCAGAUGACUGCAGGCGCGGUGUUUAAACGUUUGACAAGCCUCGUGCCAGGCCUCAAGGAAGUACACAUUCUACGCCUUAGUGCCGGGAGUCUCAUUGUUGAGUGUCAGUUUGUGCUUGACGACCACACCUACCUAACGGCGGUGUCAGACUUGAUCUCGAGUCUGGCAGACCUGGCUUUCACCAGUAUAACCAUUGGCAAUUACUCGGGGAAUGUUGUCAUCACCGUGAAAGGAACUUCUGCAUCAUCGUCCUCCUUGUGUACGGUGUACGACCUGGUCAGCCAGUGUCCCAGUGGAGAGCAGUGUCAGGUGGAGGACAGCAAGCCGGUAUGCAAACCAAGUCCAAAGGAUGACGUGGCGCUCAUUGUGGGGCUGACUGUGGGGCUCACACUUGCAUUCCUGCUGAUUGUGGCUGUAGUCAUCAUAUACAUCAAGAAGAAGAAAACUAGGAAAGGGACGACUAGACAUAACCCAAAAGUAUACAACAAAAUCUCCAUUCUCCACUUCAAGUGAAGAGGUCCAAGUCAACCAGUAGAAGACAUCGAGGAAUCCAUGAACUCCUUCAAAUAAGCCAGCAUCGUAAUAAUAAAAACACAAACACAAGUUUACUGUGACACAGAAAACCACCGAUGUGUCUCGUUACUGCACUGAUUGUUUUAGGACGAACUGUACACUGGAAUAUGAAGAGGAACCAGAAGGUUGCAUGGCACCGUGUGACAGACACAAACAGAAAGCAAAGUGAAAGAAGGAGACUCUAGUGUGACCUCAGUUGUUAUUAACGUUGUUUGUGAAGGUUAGGUAAAAAAAUAUACAUUAUUUUAUUUCUUCACAAGGACUGAGUGACAUGUUUAAGUUUAGAACAUUCAUAAUAAUCUCCCAGUUCAGACUGAACUAUUUUGCAACGUAUGAAGAUUAGAGCGAUAUUGUAAUAAACACCCGAGUGUAGUUCAGUUAAUAGCCUUUUCUACUAAAAAGCAUGUACUUAAAGAAAUAUGAAUAUAAUUUGUGAUAGCUUCGAUAAAAGAGGUAGUUUAUUGCGAUGCGGUACAGAAUUUAUUAAUAUCUUAGCCAUUAUUAGUAUCAUUGUUAUGCUUUCCUUUUUCACGUAACAGCUUUUUAUUUACUUGUAUUUACUUAUAAUUAUCUGUUAUCUGUGUGCGUUUAUUCAACUUUUGUAGGGUGAACUGUUUCAGUUUCAAUUUCAAAUAUUGUCACAUUUUUCUCCCAGAUGCAUUAGAAAUCAGUGGUAACUAAACAACAUUUACGGUAUUAAAUAUAAUUUAAUCAUACACUAAAACUGAUUUGUAUUAUAUGUUGAUAUAACGUUUCUUAUUCUUAUUUUUAUUUUUUCAGACGAGUGUGAAAUUGUGUUACGUCCUUCCUCCAUAGGCAUUCUCAGCCAUGUUUUCGUUUUUUUCUCAGCCAUGUUUUAUGCACUCAUAACGAAUGUUCUCCCGUCGUGUGUUUUAAAACCUAAGGCUAUCAAAUUUUGUGUAUUCUGAAACAGAUUAUGAGGCUAGUUGCACGACUUGUUUCUAAACAACGGCUUGCGGAUUAGUUUACUAGAAACCCCAUUCUUCCUGGCUAAAGCCUUCACCAAAUUAACAUAUCCAUGAUCUUUCCUGACGACUGUGUUGUUGACAACUGUGCUUAGAGAUGUUUACAUGCUUGCUCAUCGGAAAGGUAAGGAGCUAUUCACCAAGAUGUGGUAACCUUUACCCAGCCCGUAAAAGGGAGCUUUACACCCCACUUUGUCAUUUAAAGCAGCUUGUGUGUGUGAAGAUAAAAAUAAAGCCCUACAAUGUAAGUUCAGAGAAAGUAAAAGUCUUUCAAUUUCGCAAUCACACGCGCCGACUGUUAAAGGUGAGUCUCAUCACGUGACUCGUAGCUUGACUUUGUGGUUAUUGAGGGUUUGAUCAUGACAUAUUGCUUGGCUUCUAUUAGUUUUGUCCACUCUGACCCAUUCCCCUCGCUUUUGGGUCGUAGAGGCUGAGUGAGUUGCUUGAUACAAGAAACCAAACCCUCUUGAAAAUCAGUUUACACAGGUGUGCUUCUCGGCCCUCUAAACAUGAUGUAUCAUAAUGGAAGGCGCAGGAGCGUCCAAGCUCAACCUCAACUGUAAUCUAACGGAUGCUUUUAAUGACAGUGUACGAGAUACAAAAGAAGACAAAAGGUUCAGAAAACUGGUGAAGAUAAAUGCCAAAUAAAAAAAAAAUAUAUAAAAAAAAACAAAUAAUGUUUCAAAUGUUGUCAGAUAAUAAAGCGUGAGAAGAGAUAACGACAUUGUUGUUCAGUCGUUGUAGAACUGAAAAAAAGCCGUAGACUUGCACGAGCGUGUGUAUUAGGCUCGGAUGUAGCAAACAGCUGUGACUUGUCCCCGUUGUUGGGCAUUCUGAGCUGCUGAUGGUUGUGUCUGUCUUGUGAAGGAUUCAUAAAAUAUAGGUUUAUUUUACCGGGUUAUAUACCUUGCCUUCGGGAAUCUUGCUGUCUCUCUACUUCUCUCAAACAUAUAAGGCAAUUUCUAGUGUCCCUG
Pomacea canaliculata is the source of this 5801-nucleotide messenger RNA. Its product is annotated as cubilin-like. Bases 242 to 3781 code for a protein of 1179 amino acids. The record is from RefSeq and is a predicted model, not a curated record. Gene Ontology annotation, molecular function: calcium ion binding. Lineage: Eukaryota; Metazoa; Mollusca; Gastropoda; Architaenioglossa; Ampullariidae. The transcript has 24 exons.